AUGGAGCUUGUCAGUAAGGAUGGACAAGAAGAGCAUCUCGGCAUUUCAUGUUCCCAAGAUAUGCUUGCUCAGGUAAUAGAAAUCCCUCCUAGGACAGUGCUAUUGAAGCUCAUGGAAGCUAAUGGUGCAAAAGGACCACCUAUUUUCACGUGUAUUGCUUCUGAAAGUUUACAUUUCAAGAAGCUUAAGGGUCAAAUAUACACUUCCUUGAUACAUGCGAAUGAGCAGUUGAUACUUGAUACUGUUAUUUUGAUAAAUGCCUAG
Messenger RNA from Miscanthus lutarioriparius, 264 nucleotides. Lineage: Eukaryota; Viridiplantae; Streptophyta; Magnoliopsida; Poales; Poaceae. The record is from the annotation of a GenBank genome assembly.